AUGGCAACAGAAACAUUUGUGCUGCCAGGGGAAAUUCUGGAUCCAGCAUCCCUCCCUUCACACCCAAAAUUACCUCUCAAACUCGGUCCAGGCUUACGCCACAUCCCACCAAACACCAUCACCUCCACGGUCGCCGGUCAACUCUGUACCGACAAGCGGAAGAAUGCCGUCUGGGUCGAAUUCAACGGUAGUCGCUACAUCCCCACUGUUGGCGACCUUGUCAUAGCCACGAUCCAAAAAUCUGCCGUCGACCUUUACUACGCCAGUCUUAGCGACUACACGCCCAAUGCCUCCCUCCCACAACUCUCCUUCGAAGGCGCGACCAAAAAGACGCGGCCUCAACUCGCGUCAGGAAAUUUAGUGUACGCGCGCGUUACUUUGGCUAAUAAACACAUGGAUCCGGAACUGGAAUGCGUUUCUUCCUCGACAGGGAAGUCUGAAGGGCUCGGUCCACUGACAGGUGGCACGCUGUUUACUAUUUCAUUGGGUAUGGCGAGGAGAUUGAUGUUGCUGAAACCGGUGGAGCAGGGGAAUUUGGUGGUGCUUGAGGAACUUGGGGCUCAAGGUGUGGCGUUUGAGAUUGCGGUGGGGAGAAACGGGAGGGUUUGGGUGGAUAGCAAAAACGUUAAGACGACACUGGCGGUUGGAAAAGCGAUUGUGGAGACGGAUGAGAAGGGAUUUGAUGUUGAGGACCAGAAGAAGUUGGCUAGGAAGUUGGCAAGGGAUCUCUGA
This is a messenger RNA of Hyaloscypha bicolor E, 732 nucleotides long. RefSeq lists its product as uncharacterized. Gene Ontology annotation, cellular component: cytoplasmic exosome (RNase complex); nuclear exosome (RNase complex). The record is from RefSeq and is a predicted model, not a curated record. Gene Ontology annotation, molecular function: RNA binding. Bases 1 to 732 code for a protein of 243 amino acids. Gene Ontology annotation, biological process: TRAMP-dependent tRNA surveillance pathway; U4 snRNA 3'-end processing; exonucleolytic trimming to generate mature 3'-end of 5.8S rRNA from tricistronic rRNA transcript (SSU-rRNA, 5.8S rRNA, LSU-rRNA). The transcript is spliced from 2 exons. NCBI's taxonomy places the organism in Eukaryota, Fungi, Ascomycota, Leotiomycetes, Helotiales, Hyaloscyphaceae.